GGUGCUAAGGUCUCCUUUUGGAGACAAGUGUGGGUGGGAUCCCAUAGCUUAGAAGUAAUGUUCCCUCGAUUAUCUUAUCUUUCCACAGAUAGACAAAGCACGGUGCAGCAAAUGGGAGAAUGGAUAGGUGGUUCAUGGAGAUGGAGAUUAAAAUGGAGGAGAAGAUUAUCAACAAGGGAACAGGACCAAGAAACACAACUUCGGAGCACCAUACAAAAUGUGCAAGUUCGAAAAGAAGCCGACGAUAGAUGGUGGUGGAGAUAUGAAAAAGACGGUGAAUACACAGUAAAAUCAGCAUACAAGAUGCUAACAACAACAGAAGAAGGGGAUGAAAUCAAAUGUCUUAAGAGAUGCUGGAACUCGACAAUCCCAUUGAAAAUCUGUGCUUUUAGUUGGCUGUCAGUGCUUGGACGUACACCCUGCAAGGUAAACCUCCUGAAGAGGAAUAUCAUUACACAAGAAGCAGAUGCUAAAUGUAGUUUCUGUGCAGAAAUAGCAGAAAAUGAGGACCACCUACUACUGUGGUGUGAUUUUUCAGGAAAAAUUUGGAACAAAAAUCUCGCAUGGUGGGAAAUCAAGUAUGUCAUGGCCAGGAGUUGUAAGGAUGCUUUUCUCCAACAUAGCUGGGCGGGUAGAUACCAAAAAGGGUGGCAGGUGAUAUGGUAUGCUACAAUCUGGGCCUUAUGGUCAACUCAGAACCGUAGAAUUUUUGAGGCAAAGCAAGUGUCCAUUGACGAAGUGUUCCACAUGGUACAAUACAACUCAUACUACUGGAUAAAGAGCAAAAUUGAAGGCUGGACAUACUCUUUUGCGGACUGGUGCAAUGCUCCAAGUAGAUGCCGAAUAGUUAAAGUUCCAAAUCAAAGAUUGAUAGAACUUGAGCAAGGUGAGAUGAUAUGAUGUCUGCAGUAGAUGAAGGUGUUUUUUAAUCAGUAGGGGUUUCCCGUGCCAGUGGGUUUGAUGAUCAAAACAGUGAGAUAUGGAGAAAUUGCAAAAGAGGGCAGAAAACCCGACACGGGUGUGGUGUCGACACAU
Rubroshorea leprosula is the source of this 1035-nucleotide messenger RNA. The record is from the annotation of a GenBank genome assembly. Lineage: Eukaryota; Viridiplantae; Streptophyta; Magnoliopsida; Malvales; Dipterocarpaceae.